This is a messenger RNA of Motacilla alba alba, 1414 nucleotides long. Its product is annotated as neuritin-like. NCBI's taxonomy places the organism in Eukaryota, Metazoa, Chordata, Aves, Passeriformes, Motacillidae. The record is from RefSeq and is a predicted model, not a curated record. Bases 201 to 617 code for a protein of 138 amino acids. Gene Ontology annotation, biological process: neuron projection extension; nervous system development. The transcript is spliced from 3 exons. Gene Ontology annotation, cellular component: plasma membrane.
ACGCUCGAUAGCCUCGGCCCAGCCCCCUCCUUAAUUAGCCGCGGCCGAAGCCGCUCAUUAGCGGCGACUGGGGACGGGUGCCCUCCCCGCGGAGGCGGGAGCGAGGGGAGCGCCGCCGGCCCCGGCGGUGCGGGCACCGGCAGCGGCACCGGCAGCGGCACCGGCAGCGCAGCGGGGCUGGAGCCGGGCCCGGCGGAGGGAUGGGGCAGCGGCGGGGCCCGGCCGUGCUGCUCCUCGCCCUGGGGCACCUGGCCGGGCUGCUGGCAGCGGCACCCGCCUGCGCCGACGCUUACCGCGGCCUCUCGGACUGCGUCCUCAAGCUGGGGGACAGCAUGGCCACGUACGAGGAGGAGGAGGGCAUCGAGCUGCAGGGGCUGCGCCGAGUCUGCAGGUAUUGGGAUGAGUUCCACACCUGUGCCCUGACGGUGCUCUGGGAGUGCCAGAAGGAAGCAGCAGCUGUCUGGGAGAUGCUGAGAAGGGAGUCUCGAAAAACCAAAUUUCAAGGUAGCUUGUUUGACCUCUGCAGCCCCAGCAUGGCCCAAAGCUCUGCCUGGACCCACGUUCCCAACAUUUCCAUCCUCAGCAUCCCUCUCAUCGUCACUUGGCUGAACUUAUAAACUGCAGCUCUGUGAGUAUCCCAGCAAAAGUGGUGGCAGGGUGUGGCAUGGCAUCUUUCAGAUGUUUUCCAAACCUUUGAGGAAUACAUUGUGUGGAGCUCAGAAACUCCCAGCUCCAUCCUGCACCUGGGAGACGUGGAAGAGCUCGGCAGCAUCUCCAGGGUGUGGAAAUUUCUCUGUAAUUUGGAGCAACUCCUCUCCCCCUUCUGCCUCAAGGCACAGGCACAGAUCUGGCUGUCAGGAGAUUUGGGAACUUGUAAAUACAGGGCACAGGAUUUGGGGAGAAAUGAUAAAUUCUGGAAAAAGGAUGAAUGCUGGAUACUUCUGCACUCUUUUAUGGCAACUGGAAGGAAACCUGUUUACUUUGCUGACUCUUUCCACCAGAUCGACUCUCCAGGGUUUUGAUUUGGACACUCAAAACAAGAUGGGUAUUUUUCCCACUGCUCCAUGAGGUGCAGGGGAUGGUGUCUGUCCUGUCACAGGCUGAAGGGAGACCUUACUGCCCUGUACUGGCCUUUUUCCUUUGAGGACGUGGUAAAACCCCUGCUGAACAAUAAUCACAGUUGCAUUACUUCUCUUGCACACAUCUGAAUUCCUGGGUAACUUCUGUGUUAUGUGUAAAUCCCUUUCCUAUGGACAGAGGUGAAAAAUAUCUGAGGGGAGAGGGAAUAUCAAACUAGGAGGACAAAAGGGAUUUACAGCAACUCUUCUGCUUUAAAGCUUUCCCCAAGGUACCUGUAAGCAGCUGUGGGUAGAAGUGUGUAAUUCCAGAGUAUUAAAGUUUGUUGUAGAGCCAA